CAGCGCGCAUUCAUUGGCUGCUGCCGUGUGCGCCGUGUUGUCCCCCAGCGCGAGCGGCUCUGCCCCUAUUCACAUGUUAAUAAGCCACUAUAAAUACUAACAACAGCCACUCAGCGCUAGCAGCACGUCUCACUAACAUCGCACAAUAAACACAGGCGCCUACAGCUUUGCUUCCUUUCCGUUUGCCAGCUGCCCCUCGUUGACCGCCCCAAAGGGAUCGGCAGUUUUGGGAGACGAACGCGGACCAUCAUGGCACCCUCGGCUCGGCCCAGCAAGAACCCAGUCGGGACGGACGAGGACGAUUCGUUUUUCGGAAUCCAGAAAUCCGACAGAAAGAUUAGAAAACCUCUGGUGGAAAAGAAGAGGAGAGCUCGCAUCAAUGAGAGUUUGCAAGAGCUACGCGGUCUACUGGCAGACACAGACUUUCACGCCAAAAUGGAGAACGCAGAGGUGCUGGAGCUCACAGUGAAGAAGGUUGAGGACAUUUUGAAAAACAGAAAUCAAGAGUCUGAGAGGAUGAACAGAGAAGCGAGCGAGCGUUUUGCAGCCGGUUACAUCCAGUGCAUGCACGAAGUCCACAUGUUCGUGUCCAGCUGUCCGGGGAUCGACGCGACGGUAGCAGCGGAACUCCUCAACCACCUUUUGGAGUGCAUGCCCCUCAACGAAGACCACCUGCAAGACGUGAUGGACCUCAUAUCGGACACGCACAACAGCAGCAGCAGCAGCGGCAGCAGCGGCACCGGGAGUACUUGGGCCAACGGAACGAGCGGAGACUCCAUUUGCUCAUCCAUGCUGGCUUCUCCGGGAGGAAGGAGCGCGGUGUCGGCUCUGUCCCCGGCUCCCUCCACGAUUUCCAGUGAAGAUCUUUGCUCCGAUCUGGAUGAGACAGACAGCGAGCAUAACCAGAGCUCUACGGAAAGCAUAGCGGGUCGGGAGGGCCAGCCGACAGUCGCCUACCCGUGGUCAAUGUGGAGGCCUUGGUGAAGAAAUCGGAAAAUAUGGACUAAACCCGGAAGUUGGGACGCUACUACGGACUACUAAAACUGCAGUACAUUCACAGAUCAGGUGUAACAUUAUGACUAAUCGGGCGUAACAUCGUGUAACUUCUUGGCUGGGAGUCCUCCACCUGCUUGUUUCCAUGGAGAUGUCAUUGCUCCGCCUGGAAUGUUCCAAAGUAUGACAUUAACAGCUCUACUUUUUACAUUUAUUCAAUUACAAGUGGUUUUAUCUCUCAAAAAUAUCUAAAAAAACAAACAUUCUGACUGUGAGCGGCGUCGCCUCUCAACAGAUCUGACUGUAACUUAGUUUGUCCUGGUCUCCGUGAAGAUAUAAACAUUUAAAACCAUACUGUGAAACAUUCCGGACAAAGCAAUAACACCUCCGCAGAGAAAAGCUUUUGACGGACCUUCCACCAGAAAAGUUAUACAACGUAAUCAUACUUCAAAUAUUAUCUGUCUGCUGGAUAAACUCGAUACAUCCAAGGUGUAUUUCGACAACUUUUCUUCAACCAUUUGAGCUAUAGUUGGAUUGGACAAGAAAUUCUUCAGUUCUAUUGACACAAGUUUCCAACCAUGGAUCAUUUUGGAUACUAACUGACCACUAAAGUCUGUUCAGGAACUACAAACUGUUAAGGAAGUACCAUUUUUUGGACAUUCUCUGACCCGAUUGCGUACACAUCACAAAUUGGACUUGGUCAAACACAAGCUUUGACAAUUUCUGUUUCUGAAAUACAAACUUCUCCAGAUCUUGACUCGUCCACAUGCCUAAAAAAAAAUAAGAAAAGAAAGAAUUCACAAUGUUAUGCCUGAUGAUUUGGGAUCUUCCACUAUUGACCACUACCAAACAACUAUUACUUUGUAUUAUAUUCAAAUCCAUGCACUGUUCAACUCUUCAAGACUCCGGAAUAUUUCCAAAUGAAGUAAAAUUCCCAAAAUGACAUGGACUUUUGCAUUUUUCCACUUUGUAAAAUGACUGUUUGGUGAAUGAUGACCUAAAAUACUCUUGUCUCUUGUAUAAUAAUUAUGUAUAUAUCAUAAUCUCAGUGUGAUAAAGCUCUUUUAGACAUUUGCCUUUCAUUAUUAUUAAUAUAAAUAUGUCAAUUGUAUUCUGUAUUCUAAGGGUCUAGUUGUUCGGACCUGUAGCUUUCUAAAAAAAAGACUGUUUUAUGUUGUAAUGUUUUUUAUUAUUUAGAAAUGUUUUACAUUAUAAUAUGCAUCAAUUUUAUAUAAUAAAAUAAUGUAGCUUAAUCUUAA
Molecule: messenger RNA, 2252 nt
Organism: Boleophthalmus pectinirostris (great blue-spotted mudskipper)
Lineage: Eukaryota; Metazoa; Chordata; Actinopteri; Gobiiformes; Gobiidae
Gene: her13
Product: hairy-related 13
Exons: 4
Coding region: 250-984 (244 amino acids)
Biological process (GO): regulation of neurogenesis; regulation of transcription by RNA polymerase II; anterior/posterior pattern specification
Cellular component (GO): nucleus
Molecular function (GO): RNA polymerase II cis-regulatory region sequence-specific DNA binding; DNA-binding transcription factor activity, RNA polymerase II-specific; protein dimerization activity
Source: RefSeq, a predicted model, not a curated record